Fonsecaea multimorphosa CBS 102226 is the source of this 1215-nucleotide messenger RNA. RefSeq lists its product as uncharacterized. Lineage: Eukaryota; Fungi; Ascomycota; Eurotiomycetes; Chaetothyriales; Herpotrichiellaceae. The record is from RefSeq and is a predicted model, not a curated record. The coding region runs from base 1 to 1215 and encodes 404 amino acids. The transcript has a single exon. Gene Ontology annotation, molecular function: oxidoreductase activity.
AUGGCUCCCGCAGCAGUUGAAUCGUCUCACCCUCUACCUACGGUGCCCUCGAAAUCCACGACGGUCGACUUGUCCAUCUUCCCCGACGGGUUCAAGACAUCGGGCCAACACCCGCCGCUCUACGACAAGCUGUACCCAUACUCUGCGUUUCCCAAAUCCAUCUCGGGUCCUACUGUGUGGUCGAACGAGGACUAUGCCUCGCACCCGGAGACGUGGACGCACGUCUUCUCAGACGCCGAGAUCAAUGAAUUGUCUACCGCGGCGGACAAUUUCAUGUCUCAAGGUCUGCCACUGACGGGAAUCAACCCGGGCAAUUUCCCGCUGCCCAGCAUGUCCGCUUCCCUCAAAUCGAUGCGCAACGAACUCCUCAACGGCAAGGGCUUCAUCCUGUACAAAGGGUUCCCCGUGGAGAAAUGGGGCUCGCACAAGGCCGCGGUGGCGUAUAUGGGGUUGGGGACGUAUAUCGGGUAUCCCGUCUCACAAAACGGACGAGGCCACAUUUUGGGCCACGUCAAGGACCUGGGCGAGGACAGCACGCAGAUCGACAAGGUGCGCAUCUACCGGACCAACGCGCGGCAGUUUUUCCACGCCGACGACUCGGACGUCGUGGGCUUGUUGUGCAUCGCCCGCGCCGAGGAGGGCGGCGAGUCGGACGUCGCAUGCGUCCACCACGUCUGGAACAUCCUGCAGGCCGAGCACCCGGACGUGGCCGAGCUGUUCACGCAACCCGUGUGGUACUUUGACCGCAAGGGCGAGGAGUCGCAAGGGGAGGAGCCUUACAUCCGCACCAGCGUCUUCUACCUGGAGACGCCCGCCGAGGGCGAGGAGCAGAGGGUCUACUGCAAGUGGGACCCGUACUACGUGCGCAGCCUGACCCGCUUCUCAGACAAAGGCAUCAUCCCGCCGCUGUCCCCGGCGCAGCUGCACGCGCUCGAAACCCUCGAGGACGUCUGCAACCGCGUCAAGCUGCACAUGAUCCUCGAGGUCGGCGACAUCCAGUUCCUCUCCAACGCCCACAUUCUGCACGCCCGGACCGCCUACAGGGACUAUUCCCCAGACAGCGGCAUGCCCCGCCGCCACUUGAUGCGUCUGUGGUUGAGCACCCCCGUCAGCGAGGGAGGCUGGAGACUGCCCUUCCACGACGCGGAUGAGAGGAAGAGAGGCGGCAUCCAGGUGGAUGACACGAGGCCGGUCGCAAGGCUGGAUGCAGAUUAA